GAUAUAAUCGAUUAAAACUGAUAGUUCUACAGUAGUCAGAUUCAAGUACUACACAAGGUCUAUUUUGUUCAUUUUAUUAGUUCACAACUAUUUUUAUUUUACCUCAUAAAUUAUUCUACACCAAGAAAAACAAGCAUGGCAAAGUUACUUCGUCGAUUUAUUACCUUAGUGGUAGUCUCAUAUUUCAUUAUAAGCAACGUAUACGCUAACGAAGAUGCAACGACAAUUGAGACCGCCCAGCCAUCGAUUGAAAACAAAUUGACUGAUUUUGUAAAAACUUUGAAACAACAGGCGUCGGCAACAUUGGAUAGCGUUGAAAAUACAGUCUUGAAUAAAAUACCCGCUCAAGUCACUGAUAAUCUAAGGAACACCGAAAACAAACUAAUCGGCGAUGAAGCUCUGGACCGAUUGGAGAGCUCGAAGAGAGACACCAUUACCAAAGCUAAACAGCUGCUGAACGACGCUAUGCUCAAACUGAAAAAUACGGUCGAAGAACUCAAAAUGAAACAUGCUCAAGCCGAAGAAGACGUAUCGUCAACAUUAGACAAUAUUUUCGAAAAAAUUGAAACGGACGGCAAGGCGGCAUUCGAUUAUACUUCCAGUGUCCUCAGCGAAACUGCAGAAAAAGCCAAGGCUGCUGUAGAAAAAUCGCAAAGAGAUAAUGGACAAACUUCGACUUAAUUCCGCCCAAACUGUUUGCACUGUAAUAGAAUUUUGCUUUUUCUUCGAUAUUGGUGUAAUUCGCGUCAACAAUACAGUGCCCAUAAAACAGAUUAUUUUAAUUAUUAUAAGAAACCCAAUUUGUCAUUGUAGGGUGUAUUCAAAUGCAUGCAAAUUUUGAAAAUAAAAACAUCGGCAAAAUAUCAAACUAUAAAAUGUUUUAAUCGUUUUUAAUAGAUAUUUUUAAAUCAAUUGUUCUUUAUGAUAUAUUUUAUCAAUAAAUUGAAAAUAAACUUUUGA
Messenger RNA from Daktulosphaira vitifoliae (grape phylloxera), 960 nucleotides. RefSeq lists its product as uncharacterized. NCBI's taxonomy places the organism in Eukaryota, Metazoa, Arthropoda, Insecta, Hemiptera, Phylloxeridae. The transcript is spliced from 2 exons. The record is from RefSeq and is a predicted model, not a curated record. The coding region runs from base 136 to 681 and encodes 181 amino acids.